CGCGCGUCGGGCUGCUUUGUUUUUUAAAUUCCCCAUACAAAAAUAAAGAAGCACGAGUCAAAGUGCAUUUGCAUGUUAAAAUUGUUAUUUUGCUUUAUCAGCAACAAUUUAUAUUGUUUUUGUCGAUUUUGAUGCUUUUAGUUGAAAUGAAUAAAUAAAGUGUUGCGGCAGUAUUAUAGUUGAAGUGGACAAAAAUAUUAUUAUAGAAAAAUUCCAGUGAAAAUUACAAUUAUUUGGUCUAAGACACUACUGUGACGCAAUGGCCUUGUGGUCAUUAUUAACACUGUCUCAUUAUAUUACGUUGUUGCAUUUCAAUUUUCAAUUUUGACCAAUGCUUAGUUUUCAAUAAAAAUAAAUUCUCAGAAAAAACGAAAGUAAAAUGCAACACGCUAAAGUUGAUCCUCUUCAAGAUGUUGCUUAUAAUGAAGUGCAAGGUGAUUCUGGCACUCUCACAGUCUUCUCGAGAGGCACCGCCUCGCCGUCGGCAGCCGCCGAGGGCGUCCUGCACCGCCAAUGGGUCACGCUGACCGCCGGCAUGUGGCCGCCCGCCGAUCCUUCUAGUCAUCAGCCGCUCGUGCCCCAAGUCGCCGCCGGGCGACUGCCCGUUUUGGCCGCGGUCUUUUGCGGGGUCGCCCUAGUGGUCGCCCUUUUGGGCGCCUGUUUGCUGUACUGGUGCUGUCUCAUGAUGCCGCGAAAGGAUAACAAACACUAUUGCUUACGUAAAAUUGAUCCGAUAAUGACGUCAAAUUCUUCCACCCAAAUUCCUGUUAGCCAGCCGCAACCCUUUGCCAAUUCCGCCAGUCAAACUGCUGUAUUUGCUGAACAAAAAAGAUGUGGCUGGGGCUACACGAACAGGCUAAUAGCAGGAGGUGGGCCACUUCAACCCAAUCCUUGGUACACUGGCAGAGUGAUUGGAGGUCCGCAGUGUACACAGUGUCCUGGGGUGUGUCCUGUGCCACGUAGCGACAGUUAUCCUGAGACUCAUCGUCAAGAAUAUAAUUCAACAAGAAGACAACGACCAGUUAGCCAACCAAUACCAGCUAGUGUUAACAUCAACGGAGACUUGGUACCACAUCAAGCACUCCCUGAAAUAUCCGAAUUCAGCCCAAACAGUCCUCAAUAUGCUUCUAGCAGCAUUCUAGAUGAAGUCAGUGCAAAACCAUCAACAGACUAUGAAGAGCCCACAUUGAAAACUCGAAGUCUACCAGCGUGGGUGAGGUCGAAACCCAGGCCUUUAUCCACCGAAGAUGAUCUCAACAAUCUCUAUGCCAAAGUGAAUUUUAGUAAAAAACGGAAAAAUCGAAUGAGAAACGACGAAGCCGCCAUUAUCGCCCUCAGCAAAUCCAGGAGUCAAUUUUUGCACAAAGAUACUGAUUCUUUGGUGGACAACGAAGCUGUUAUUGUUUAUGAUGAACGAACAGCGUUAUAAUAAAAAGUUGAUUUUUGUAUUCAUGGUCUUAUGUCAUAUUAUGACGCACAUACAUUUUGAUUUUUUUUAACAGAAUCUAAAUACUGUUGACUGCUGUCUCACUUUACAACUUGAUAAUGGAAUUAUGCAAUUAAAAUGACAUUUCAAGAUGGUACAUAAUUAUAAUGUUAUAUAAUAGGUAAUUAGAAAAAUAACAAAUCCCCCCCCUAAGCAAAAUCCAGAUCCGUAAUCUUUUUUUAUAGAAUCUUAGGAUUUAUACUUAAGAGUUUUGGAUUGAUGUUAUCAAGAAACUUUAGGUCAUAUCAGAAAAAAGAACCAAUCAGACAAAUAAAAUCCUUAUUGUAUAAGUAUAAUUUUUCUGUGAUAAAUUUUUUAGAAUUGAAACCAAAUAUUAUUUUAAGCGAUGGUGGUUGUAAUCAUAGGUGAAAUUUUAAAGCUCAUUAUCAAGGUUUCUAAAGUUAAUAGGUUGUCUGGUAACGGAUAAAUUGAUGACGCAUCUGAGAUGCCUCAUGGAGAUUUGCAUUAUCCUUGGGCAUACAGAUGACGUCAUAAAAGUUAUCAGGCAACCUACCUCUCUCAAACAACCUUGGCUAAUUAUUACUAACAACUUCAAUAUUGACCCAUAAUAAUAGGUACCUACCCAAUUAACAAUAAUUAACAUAUCUUUUAGAGCAAAUUAAAAAUACAAAAUGUAACU
This is a messenger RNA of Ceutorhynchus assimilis (cabbage seed weevil), 2126 nucleotides long. The record is from the annotation of a GenBank genome assembly. NCBI's taxonomy places the organism in Eukaryota, Metazoa, Arthropoda, Insecta, Coleoptera, Curculionidae.